UCCCCCUAAAGCUGGGUGACUUGCAGCUUCAGGGGGUCUUAUGGAAUGCAAAUUUGUAUUGUGGGGUUAUAUUUGGAAGAAGUGAAGGGCUGAGGUUCAGGGAAAGCUCUCCUAGUCCUAUCAUAUGCUCUUAAAAAUGUCUUCGUAAAGCUGAACCUCCUGAAAUCUCCAGCUCUUCCACCGUGUUGCAGCUGGUGACCUGAAUGGGGCUGCUUGCAUAUGGCCCUGAGUUAGAACAUGCAGAGGUGGCAGGGAGUAGUGGCAGUGGUCCUGUGGGAGUCCCCCAGGCAGGCAGGGUGCUUCUGGCCAAAAAAAGACGAGUUUAAAAUGGGAGAAUUCCCUUCUGCUUCAAAUAUCACCAACUAACAUAAACCUCUGAGCGUUGCUUGCAGUAUUAUGGAAUAAAAGUAAAUAAAUACACUUAAGAGAAAUACACCUCUGCUCCCCUUGCUGUGAGUGCCACUUGUCCCCAGGGCAGAGGACAAUAUGGGGUCAACUUCUUCUGCAUUCUGUCUUAUCCCUCUGGAAUAGGGUCAUCCUCUGAUCCCAGGCCCUUUUCAGUAUCUUGUCCCCUCUUGGCUCUGUGCCUUUUUCCUACCCUGACCAUGACUGUUGUGGCUUCAGUUUUUUGGGGUUUGUGGUGCUUAACUGCCCUUUGGGUUGAGAUGCCAUAUGCCCCUGUUAUGGGAUUGGCCAGGUGGAUCUUUUUGGGCUGAUGGAAUUCUGUGGAACUCAGUGAGGAAAUUUCCUAAAGCCCUGAGGGAAAAUUCCUACAAAACAACAGGGAAAUACCCUAGAAAUAGGGGAAUUCAUGGACAGCAAAGGGAAACCAUCCUAGGCGACUACAGUAAAAUACUCUGGAAAAAACAAAGGGGAAAUUUACCGUAAGAGAAUGUAGGAAUUUCCUUGAGAGCACUAGGAGGAAAUCCUUGAAAGCAAAGGAGGAAGUAUUCUGGAAAUUUGUAGAAAACAAUGUGAGAACUUCAUAGAAGUGGCGAUGACCUAGAAAUGAACGGAGGAAAACUCCUCAAAUACUGGGAAAAUCCUGAAAAGCAGAAGUGUCAUUCCUUAGGAAAGUAAAUUUCCUAGAGGGGUGGUUUCCCAGAAAGCAAAGGAGGAAUUGCUGGAAAUCAAAAGGGAAAUACCCUUGACAGGAAGAAUGAGAUUUCUUUGGAAAUAAUUUCUUGCUUCCCAGGGAGACAUGGGGAAAUUUUCUAGAAGGCAAUGGAGGUCUCUAGAAAUCAACAUGGAAAUUUCCCAGGAAGCAAGGGAGGAAUAUCCUGCAAAGGAACAAGGAAAUUUUCUGGAAAGCAGUAGUGGGAUUUCUUAGGAAGGGUGGGGAAAUUACCUGGAAAACAAGGGGCAAUGUCCUGCUAAUCCAUGCAGGAGCUCCUAGUAAGCAUGAGAGAGAAGUUCCUGUAAAGAAGGAGAAAUUUCCCCAAAAGUAAAAAGCACAGGGGAAAGAAGCAUAUCCUGUGCUUCAGCCCCAGUGACCACCACUCUAGUGCUUGCCUGGGUAAUAAAUUUGUAAAACUCCUGCAAAUCUCAGCAUUUUUUGGUUUCUUUUACUGCUCCCCACAGAGCUCAAAUGGGCUCAAGGAAGACCAACAAGGAUGAGCACUUGGGCUGUACAAGACCUGUCUGAUAUCAUGCUUAUUUGCUAAUUUUCCCCUUAUUUAGUGCAAAAUUCUACAUAACCCACACUGCAGUGGUCUGAGGCACAGGAUGACCAUUUUAAGUCUUGAAUGGCUGUGCCCAAGAGCUGUGUUACUGGAAACCAGCUGUAGCCCCAUCUGGGCACUGCUACCCUUUCUGGGGUGGGAGCAGGUGCUGCUGCCCUCCACUGACCGCCAGCACCCCCUUCCCACCUCUGCCUUCUCCCCCCUUUGCUUCUGGCAUGCCUGGUGGAGACCCACACAGAAUUCCUCCCUGUGUAAGGCUGGUGUGGGCCCUGAAACAUACAGGGCUGAUGCACGAGCUUGGGGUUGAUUUUCCUCCUCUUUUUCAAGUGUUUUUCUUUAGCCGGUAACGGCGCUGCCUCCCGCAGGUCAGCCGGGCCGGGGGCUGCCCCGACGCCAGGGUGGGGCGCUGGAAGCAGCGCCGCAGGAGGGCCCCGACUUGCUGAGCAGAUGGAGGGCCAGAAAACCGGCUCCUGGCUGUGAGGAGCACGGCUGGCACCUCCCGGGGGCAAUUCUCAUUGCAUUUUUCUAAUCGCAGACCCAUAGCGUAGAAACAAAAGCUGCCUGCGAGAAAAAAGGAUUAAAACAAAUAUGCUAAAUACAUAACUAAGGCAGGGGCUUUCCAGCCCCGAGGCCGAACCCACAGCCGGGAAGUCUCGGCAGCGGCAGGUGGAGCUGCUCUCGGGCCAAGCCCCAGUGCUCGGGGGUUCCUGCCUUCCUGCCCUUGGCUCUUUGCACCCCGCGGUGUCUGAUCCUUUGAGGAGCCGCUUCAGCGCGGGGUCGUGGGCGCUUCGCCCCGCAGCUGUGGGCCGGAUCCAGCCCCGCCAGGGCCUGUGUCCCACGCCCGUGCGGGGCAAGGUUUAAAUCUGGGUGAAUAUAAAUACACGUAACAUGACCAGCCUCGGGUUUGCGGGCUCCGCAGCCGCCCCCGCAGGUCCCGCCCGGGCGCGUCACCCGCGCGGGGCGGCACUUUCACUUUCGGAAGCGUCACGUGGUUUCCAGGAACCCGGGCGGCUCUCGGGGCCGGGCGGGACGUGGCUGCGCCCCGAGCCGAGCCCGUCCCCGGCACCGGCUCCUGCGGCCACCGCCGCGCCAUGGCAGCCCUGCGGAGCGAGGGGGACGCCCAGAAGCUGCGGUUCGGACCCUGGCUGGUGAGCGCCGUCAACAGCGGAAAAUACCCUGGGCUGUGCUGGACAGACCCGGCCCAGGGCAUCUUCCGCGUCCCCUGGAAGCACAAUGCGAGGAAGGAUGUCACCAGCAGUGACCUGGAGAUCUUCAAGGCCUGGGCAAAGGCGAGUGGGCGAUACGAGGGGUGCCCUGAAGACCCGGCCAAGUGGAAGACCAAUUUCCGCUGUGCUCUGAGGAGCACCCGCAUGUUUGUGCUGCUAGAUGACCACUCCAAGUCUGGUGAUGACCCACACAAGGUCUUUGCCAUCGACCCAGUUGCCCUCUGGCACAGUGAGGAGGGAGAUUUCAGCAGCCGUGAUCCUGUGGUGGACCAGCAGCCACUGCACCAGCAGCUGCAGCUGGAGCUUGUCUCCCAAGACAUGGGCCCAGAAACCAUCCCCCCAGGCAGCAGUGACCCCACACAGCCCCCAGUGCUGAUGGACAUGGAGGAGUUGCAGCGGGUGCUGAAGCAGUGUGGCAUCUCUGCCCAUGAUGUUGCUCCCCAUAACGCUUCCUGGGAACCUGCAGGGGAUGUCCCGCCCCGGGAUACCAUGCUCCAGCCUCAGCCAAACUCCAGCCAAAACAAUUGCCUCCCCCCACUGGCAUUUCACCAAUGGGUACCCAUGGUGGAACAGCCACCCUUGGGCACCAACAGUCCCCUCAACACCAUGCUGCUGCAGGAGCACGAGGCCACGCCACUGCCAUGCCACCCGCUAGAGGGCACAGUCCCCGUGCUGUCCACAGGGGAGGUGAUGCUCCUUGCUCCUGCUGCCAGCCCUGCACCACCGCCCCCUCUGCCAGAGCGUAACGCAGAUGGCAUCAUCCCCCUCCUGGACAUCAGCAUCUACUACCGGGGAAAGCUCUUCCACCAGGAAGAGGUGGAGGACAGCCGGUGCCUGCUGGCAUACCAGACGAUCGACCCAGCGCUGGCCCUGCGCCCUGGCCACCUGGUGCGCUUCCCCAGCCCCGCCGAGCUGGCUGAUGGCAAACAGCGGCAGUACACUGAGGAGCUGCUGAGCAUCGCAGGGCUGCAGCUGGAGCAACGCUCCCACAAGCUCUUUGCCACCCGCCUCAAGAAGUGCAAGAUCUUCUGGGCCCUGUCCCAGCAGUUUGAGGGUGUUGGAGACCCCCCAUCCAAUGAGCUCCGCCGGGACCAGGAAACCUCCAUCUUUGACUUCAAUGAAUUUUGCUCAGAGCUGAGGGACUUCCGCAACAGGCAAAGGCAGCAGUCUCCAGACUUCACCAUCUAUCUCUGCUUCGGGCAGUCCUUCUCCAAGGCCAAGUCCAAGGAGUCCAAGCUCAUCCUAGUCAAGCUGGUGCCCAAGUUCUGUGAAUACUGGUACGAGCAGGUGCUGCGGGAGGGAGCAUCCUCCCUCGACAGUGGUACUGUCAGCCUGCAGCUCUCCGACUCCUUCAGCCUCUUCGAGCUCAUCGAGCAGUGUGACAUGCAGGUGGACUGACUCCCACCCACCCUGCUCCCCGUGGCCCCCUGGAACAGGGGACCAGCCAGUGGAGGAUCACCAGGCAUCAGGGGAUGCACAAAUCAGCAUCCCCCCAGGACCAUUCCUCCUCUGCUCCCCCCACCCCAAGGACAGCUUCACCAGGCCAUGCUGGAGCCGACGCUGCCGUUCCCCUCCAUCAGCUCUUAAUGUCUGUUUUGUGGAGCGUGGUCAUUUACAGAUUUAUUUUCAUGUUUUCUAAGUUUAAAUAUAUAGAAAGGUAUAUAAAGGUA
This is a messenger RNA of Apus apus (common swift), 4578 nucleotides long. RefSeq names its product interferon regulatory factor 7 (gene IRF7). Gene Ontology annotation, cellular component: nucleus. Lineage: Eukaryota; Metazoa; Chordata; Aves; Apodiformes; Apodidae. The record is from RefSeq and is a predicted model, not a curated record. Gene Ontology annotation, biological process: immune system process; regulation of transcription by RNA polymerase II. The transcript has 11 exons. Gene Ontology annotation, molecular function: RNA polymerase II cis-regulatory region sequence-specific DNA binding; DNA-binding transcription factor activity, RNA polymerase II-specific; protein binding. The coding region runs from base 2774 to 4306 and encodes 510 amino acids.